AUGGCUUCCGAACAAAUCAACUCGUCUAAGAACGAGUACAAUGAAUCCGGUCCCCAACGCAGGGACGGCACUCCUCAUGCUGCUCUCGGAGCAAGCGCAACCCCUGCACCCUCCGGUUGGUUUCCUCUGGGCUACCGGGAGGGCUUCAGCCAAUGGUGGGCGUCAUUACCGGCUGCCACAACCGAACACAAGGUCCUCUCCUACCUACCCUAUCUUCAGCACCAACCCCCGACACACCUCCAAACCGGAAAGACCAGCACAGUCCCCAACGGCGGAUCGGGGAGUCUUCAGUCCGCCGAUCACACUGAGGAGGGCGAUGUCACCAUCAAUUCCACCAACGACCCGUAUGGCCCGCGACGGUGGCGCUCAAGCAUGGUGGAGCUCAGCGGCAAGAAUCGAGCUUUGAACGAGUUCUCCGUCGAGCGCGUGGGUGAGGAGGUAGACCAGCAUUUGGUCAUGGUUCACGGGUACGGAGCCGGCUUGGGCUUCUUCUACAAGAAUUUUGAACCUCUCAGCCGAUUGAAAGGCUGGCAGCUCCAUGCGCUGGACCUCCUAGGCAUGGGCCGCAGUACACGCCCACCGUUCCGCAUCAAAGCAAAGGAGCGAGAAGAGGCCAUCAAAGAAGCAGAGGCCUGGUUUGUGGACGCCUUGGAAGAAUGGCGCGUCAAGCGCAAGAUUGACCGCUUCACCCUCAUGGGCCACAGUCUGGGAGGCUACAUGGCAGUGGCCUACGCUCUCAAGUACCCAGGCCGUCUGAACAAGCUGAUUCUCGCCUCGCCCGUGGGCAUUCCCGAAGAUCCCUACGCAGUGAAGGCAGAAAUGCCCGAAACCUCUACGGUGGCCAACGAGCUCACGCAGAAUCAACGCACUAUCGCCGAAUCAGCCUCCUCGGUCGCGCCGGAGGCAAUCCAGAAGGGCGACAACAACAUUCUCCUCAGAGGGGCUCCUACUGAUUCCCCAGACCGCCCUCCUCGCCGGAUGGUUCCCAAAUGGUUCGCCUAUCUUUGGGAUGCCAAUAUCUCCCCCUUCAGCCUGGUGCGGUGGGCGGGACCCCUCGGCCCGCGCCUGGUCUCCGGAUGGACCUCUCGCCGCUUCUCGCAUCUACCAGCAGACGAAGCCAAGGCCUUGCAUGACUACUCCUACUCGAUCUUCAGCCUCCGUGGCAGUGGUGAAUACGCCCUAUCUUACAUCUUGGCGCCCGGUGCAUUCGCCCGCAGCCCGUUGAUCCGUCGCAUUCAGGGCGUCGGCCGGCAAUAUAUCGAGCAGAACCCAUCCUCCGCCUCCACCCUCCUUGACUCAACCAAGGCCGCAGCAUCUGAAGCCCCUGUCCCCUCGUCCUCGUCACAGUCCCCCUCAGCCACGCGCGAAAACGGCCUCCCCGUUGUGUUCAUGUAUGGCGACCACGACUGGAUGGACGUGAAAGGCGGCAUCGCUGCCAAAGCCAAGCUAGACGAAGAAAAGGCGCGUGCCCUCCGAAAUGCGACGCCCGAAGAGCGCGAGGCGGACAAUGGCUCGGCCAAGGUGGUGAUCAUCAAAAACUCCGGGCAUCACGUCUACCUCGAUGGGUGGGAAGAGUUCAACCGGGUGGUCCUGGCUGAGAUGGAAGAGGUAGAACGCAAGGAAAGAGCGAAAAGAGAGUAA
Molecule: messenger RNA, 1641 nt
Organism: Aspergillus japonicus CBS 114.51
Lineage: Eukaryota; Fungi; Ascomycota; Eurotiomycetes; Eurotiales; Aspergillaceae
Product: putative alpha/beta hydrolase
Exons: 2
Coding region: 1-1641 (546 amino acids)
Biological process (GO): cardiolipin acyl-chain remodeling
Cellular component (GO): mitochondrial inner membrane
Molecular function (GO): A2-type glycerophospholipase activity
Source: RefSeq, a predicted model, not a curated record